Molecule: messenger RNA, 4772 nt
Organism: Mizuhopecten yessoensis (Yesso scallop)
Lineage: Eukaryota; Metazoa; Mollusca; Bivalvia; Pectinida; Pectinidae
Exons: 20
Coding region: 68-3352 (1094 amino acids)
Biological process (GO): carbohydrate metabolic process; chitin catabolic process
Cellular component (GO): extracellular region
Molecular function (GO): chitinase activity; chitin binding
Source: RefSeq, a predicted model, not a curated record
GUGGCGAUUCCGGAGGUACAGAGUUGUAUAAAUAUCUGACCAUAGGAGAGGAAACGUUCAUUAAGUCAUGCAGUUCCGGACAGUCAACAUGUCAGUGAAGCUCAUUCUCGUUACCGCCACCAUCCUGCUCCUCUCUCACCAAGCCCUAGCGGGAUACCGUCGCGUGUGUUACCAUACCAACUGGUCCCAGUACCGACCGGGGCUGGGCAAAUUCAAAGUCAGCAAUAUCGACGCCAGCCUCUGUACCCAUCUCAUCUACUCCUUCGCCCAGAUCACCGACAAUCAGCUCGCCAUCUACGAGUGGAAUGAUGAACAACUGUACCAAGAGUUUAACGCCCUCAAGCUAAAGAACCCAAGCCUGAAGACCCUGCUGGCUGUGGGAGGAUGGAACCAGGCCAGCACACAUUUCUCUCCAAUGGUUACAGAUCCACAAUCAAGGGACAAAUUCGUCUCUUCCUCCGUCACCUUCCUCCGGAAGUACGGCUUCGACGGCCUUGACCUCGACUGGGAGUACCCAGGCAGCAGGGGAGGGAAAACCUCAGACAAAGCCAAUUUCGCUACACUUUGUAAGGAGUUACGAGAAGCGUACGAAGACGAGGCAAAACGGACCGGAAAUGAGCGACUCCUAGUAACAGCCGCUGUGGCUGCAGGGAAAAACUACAUCGAUCCUGCCUACGAUGUACCCGCAAUGGCCAUGUACUUGGACUUCAUCAGCAUUAUGACCUAUGACCUGCACGGUAGUUGGGAGCAAGAGACAGGUCACAACAGUCCGUUGUUUCCGAGGGUUUCCGAAAGUGACGAACAAAAACAAUUAAACAUGGAUUGGGCAUCCGACUACUGGAACACACUCGGAGCUCCAAAGGCGAACCUAAACAUCGGCCUAGCAUCUUACGGACGAGGCUUCACACUCACGGACGCGGCUAACCACAGUAUGGGAGCACCGGUGAGCGGGGCCAGCCCGGCCGGGACUUACACACGGGAAGCCGGAUACAUGGCUUACUAUGAGAUCUGUAAAAUGAUGGAGUCGGGAGGGACCACGUACAGGGACAGUGAACAGCUGGUGCCAUACUACGUGAACGACAAGACGUGGGUCGGUUAUGACGACGAGCAGAGCCUGUCCGUAAAGGUGGCUUGGCUGGCACAGGAAGGCUUUGGUGGCGCCAUGGUCUGGGCGCUUCCCCUGGAUGACUUCAACCAGGUUUGCACCUCGUCUAGCCGAAAGUUCCCAUUGGUAAACAGAAUUAAAGACGAGCUCAUCGCUGCUGAGAAUGGAUUCGUUCCACCAACUGUCGCCCCGGUAACCACGGCCUCGCCCACGACUGUUUCGGCUCAAACCGCCGUUCAUAAGACAACAAUGGCCAUGACUCCGGGUCCAGACCAGUGCAAUGGUAGGAAUGAUGGAUUUUACGAGGACCCAGCACAGUGUGGCCGCUACUUCCGGUGUGUCGGAGGGCAGGUAUACAACGCCCAGUGUGACCAGUCUGACGUCACAACGACACCACAAGUACCGAUCACAACCGCGACUCCUGGAACUUUCUCCUGUGAUGGCCGACCAAGUGGAGAUUAUUCACAUCCUACAGACUGCUCACAGUUUAUCAAAUGUGCCAACGGUCAACCUGCUUAUAUGUCCUGUCCUCCUGGGACGCUGUAUGAUAAGGACAAAAAAGUGUGUGCUUGGGCAGAUCAGGCUAAAUGUUAUACACCCAAACAUGUCAACAAUGGUACACCCAAACAUGUCAAUACUGGUACACCCAAACAUGUCAACAAUGGUACACCCAAACAUGUCAACAAUGGUACACCCAAACAUGUCAACAAUGGUACACCCAAACAUGUCAACAAUGGUACACCCAAACAUGUCAAAACUGGUACACGCAAACAUGUCAAUACUGGUACACCCAAAUAUGUAAAUACCAGUACACCCAAACAUGUCAACAAUGGUACACCCAAAAAUGUCAAUACUGGUACACCCAAACAUGUCAAUACUGCCCUAGCGGGAUACCGUCGCGUGUGUUACCAUACCAACUGGUCACAGUACCGACCGGGGCUGGGAAAGUUCAAGCCAAGCAACAUCGACGCCAGCCUCUGUACCCAUCUCAUCUAUGGCUUGGCCCAGAUCACCGACAACCAGCUCGCCACCUAUGAGUGGAAUGAUGAACAACUACUCUGUAAGGAGUUACGACAAGCUUACGAAAAGGAGGCACAGCAGACCGGCAAGGAGCGCCUCCUCUUAACGGCCGCCGUGGCUGCCGGAAAGAAGAACAUCGACCCUGCCUAUGAUGUUAUCGCAAUGGCAUUGUACCUGGAUUUUAUCAGCAUUAUGACCUAUGACCUGCACGGUAGCUGGGAGCAGGUUACGGGCCAUAACAGUCCGUUAUUCCCUCGGAAUUCGGAGACGGGCAUUCAGCGACAACUCAAUAUGAAAUGGGCAUCAGAUUAUUGGGUAGGACUGGGAGCUCCCAAAGACAAACUAAACAUCGGCCUAGCAUCUUACGGACGAGGCUUCACACUGAAGGACGCGGCUAACCACAGUAUGGGAGCACCGGUCAGCGGGGCCAGCCCGGCUGGGACUUACACAGGAGAAGCCGGAUAUCUGUCAUAUUACGAGAUCUGUAAAAUGAUGGAGUCGGGAGGGACCACGUACAGGGACAGUGAACAGCUGGUGCCAUACUACGUGGACGGCAUGACGUGGGUCGGUUAUGACGAUGAACAGAGUAUUUCCAUAAAGGUGGCUUGGCUGGUACAGGAAGGCUUUGGCGGCGCCAUGGUCUGGGCGCUUCCCCUGGAUGACUUCAACAAGGUGUGCGCCUCAUCUGACCGGAAGUUCCCCUUAACUAACAGAAUUAAAGACGAGCUGAUCGCUGCAGAGGGUGGCACCGUUCCACCAACUGUCGCCCAGGCAACCAGCGGCACUCUUAUUACCGCUCCUACUCUGGCGGUUAACAACAUGUGCAGUGGUAAAGAUGAUGGGUAUUACAAGGACCCUACCCAAUGUAGUCGUUACUUCCGGUGUGUCGAUGGACAGGAAUACUUCGACCAGUGUGACCAGUCUAACAUCACCACAGCACUACCAGCUACAGCGGCACCGAUCAGCACAAAAGUAAAGGCCCCAGUGACCACAGCGGUACCGCACAGCACAAGGGCACCAGUGACCACAGCAGCACCGGUCACCACAUCAGCACCUGGAUUUUUCUCUUGUACUGGGCGUCCUAGUGGAGACUAUCCAAACCCUACAGACUGCUCAAGAUUCAUUAAGUGUGCAAAUGGUGUCGCCUACGACUUCCAAUGCCCCUCCGGGACGCUUUACGGCAAAGACACCAAGGUGUGUGUGUGGGCUUAUGUGGCGAAGUGUUAGCUACACCGGCGAGAUAUAUCACUAAUGAGGUGGGAGACAAACUUUACGUGGCAGUCAUUUACGGCAAUCAAGAGGAGCACAGAACUUCAAUAAGUAUAAGACUACUUAAUCAAGACAGUGAGGAGUUCAUCAGAACUUAAAUUUAGCCUACCUUGACUCCAGCAUCAAGGGAGGGCACACAGAUCCAACGAUACCUUGAUAGAAUUCAUUUAAUAAUUACGAUAAUCUGUGUCUAGUUUAUGAUUUUAUGUAUUUUGUUACUUUUCAUAUCGUACAUAUAGCGUUUACAUUCAGGUAGGGUAAAGUAUUCAAAGAACCAUCAUAUCACUAGUUGUAGCCCUAUAAUCCAUUUGACCAUUAGUCCUCGCAAGUCAAAGGGUCGUCAUGCAAUUAGUCCGGACAGUCCAGACAGUCCUGAGACGGCACUGUAGUCCAAGGAUCACCAUGGAGUUACGAUAUUGCGUAUGUUGUGUACUAAUAUUCGCUCUCGUGACAAAUUUGCCCUCAUUUCGGAGAGCGAAAACGACGGAGAUUAGACUCCAUCGAAAAUAUCCUGAAAUACAGUAUUCUCUUCGAUCCUGGGGUGGGUUGGGGCAUUAGACCAAGGGACGUCGAGUAAUUAGUUCCGACAAUCAACGGAGGGUAGGGCCUAAACAUGUAAGGAGUCUUUACAAUCCAGGGAGGGUGCUGUAGUCAAAAGACUAUAAUAUAACUAGUCUUUACAAUCCAGGGAGGGUACAAUAGUCCAACGACUAUAAUAUAACUAGUCUUUACAAUCCAGGGAGGGUGCUGUAGUCAAAAGACUAUAAUAUAACUAGUCUUUACAAUCCAGGGAGGGUACAAUAGUCCAACGACUAUCAUAUUAUUAGUCUUUACAAUCAAGGGAGGGUACAAUAGUCCGAGGACUAUCAUAUAAUUAGUCUUACCAAUCCAGGGAGGGUACAAUAGUCAAAGGACUAAAAUAUGAUUAGUCUUUACAAUCCAGAGAGGGUGCUGUAGUCCAAGGACUACCGUGUAAUUAGUCUAUACAAUCCAGGGAGGGUAUAUAGUCCAAGGACUGUAAUAUGAUUAGUCUUUACAAUAAAGGGAGGGUACUAUAGUCCAAGGACUAUAAUAUGACUAGUCUUAAGAAUCCAUGGAGGGUACUAUAUUCCAAGGACUACCAUGUAAUAAGUCAUUACAAUAAAGGGAGGGUACUAUAGUCAAAGGACUAUAAUAUGACUAGUCUUAAGAAUCCGAGGAGGGUACAAUAGUCCAAGGACUAUCAUAUAAUUAGUCUUUACAAUCCAGGGAGGGUAUUAUACUCCAAGGACUACCAUGUAAUUAGUCUUUACAAUCCUGGGAGGGUACUUUAGUCCAAAGACUAUCAUAUAAUUAGUCUUUACAUUCCAGGGAGGGUAUUAUAGUCCAAGAACUAUAA